CACUCUUCUCACCUAUGCCAUGGCAUAAAUAUAGACUACAUGACAAGUGAUCGCGGGAGUCGACCGUGGCUUAGACAAUCAUGCGGGCCCGCAAACUGCCUUGCACCAACACGAUGACCAGGUACUGGACUUUUUGCGUCGCAGAGUCAGACGCGAUGCUCAUCUGAAGCUCGAGGCCGUCCUCGUGUUUCGAUUUAGAGGCUACGAGCCUUUGCAUAGGUACAUCCAAUUGUUCAUGUCCUCAAUCGUGGCGCGUUUAGCCGCCUGGCUAUUUGCACCACGCAGGUGUGUAGGCUGGACUAUGAGCCCCCACCACCACGCAACGAGCUCGUCAGAGUCCGUAGGUACCUACAACAGGGAACUCCUCCGUUGAUAGCCCUGCCAUCUCACCUCUUAGCUUUUCUGCUACGAAACCUUCUACGAACAAGAUCAACCUGGCCACAGACAAAAGCAACAACAGACCGCCGCAGCGGCCAAACGGCCGAACAUGAGUUUUGGCUGGUCCGUCACAGAUGUCGUGAAGCUCGUUGAGCUAAGCGCCAAAGUGUACAUGGCAUUCAAUGAUGCUAGUAAGAACUCUACCGUGCAAGUACAGGCCCUCGUUCGAGAGCUCAAAAACUUCAACACUUCAUUGUCCCUUCUUCAGAAUCUGCUGGAAAAGUAUGGCAAAUGCGUGCCCUUGGUGUUUGCCGACUUCGAGAAGACCCUCAAGGAGUGCGAGACCUUUAUCAAACCCUAUGUGGAUGCUUUGAUCGACCGUGGGAAGUCUGUCAAUAAAGGCUAUCACACAAUCGCCUUCGCGUGGAAGGAUAAAGACGUCGAACGAUUUCGGGCGCAGAUCCAUGGCCACGUGCAAGCGCUUCUAAUACAUACCCAAUAUCUCAAUCUACAACUCACACUCGAGGCUCAGCAUCUGCAGCCGCCUGAACGGACACUCCCAAUCCCCAUCAGGCAUGGAAGACUAUCAGCAAGCUCCAUCAAUCAAACAAGAGGACUUGCGCAGACAGAAACCUCUGAUCCACUAUUACUACAGGACGAAUCUAAUAGACUCAAGGACUUCCUCGAGGACAUCAUCGCUAACAAAGCUCAACCAGCGGCGGUGAGGGGUCUCGGAAUCGCCCAGCCACGUUUGGCCGUAUCAGUCGAUCUCGAUGUAUUGCUGAAACUCAAAGACGAUAUCAGUGACGUUCUCGAGAGAGCUGAAAAUCGAAACAAGAGAAUUGCUUUCGAGCAGAUCAACCAUGACAAGCACUCUACCUAUGGUAGCCCAGGAAAGAUGACUAUCUUGGAAACGCCCGAAGGCUCGCCGAUCCCUGGUAUCCAAAUCGAUGAUCCCGCAGAAGCCAAAGACAUAUGGACGCAUCUACCACCCAGGGCACUCAAAGAGCCGAGCCGCGCGGGUACAGCAAGAACGGUCGACAGUGGCAUUGACUUAGAGUCUGUAUAUGAUGAAUACGAAGCAUCGAGUAGUGGUUCCGUAUCUGCGCCCGUUUUCCGCAACCCGUGGGAGGAGUCUAGUAGUAUGUCACCGACAAGGCCGCGCCCAGAAUCAGUCUCAUCUGUACGGACAGUGAGCACCAUCUCGACUGGAAGAACUUCCUGGAGAGCAUCACAUGGCUCUGCAUACGCUGUCACACCCGGUAUCACACCUUUAUCCACUCCUAGCGCCGGCGAAAUGCUUGUAGGAUCCCAUACAAGCCCGACGACUGGAAUGGUACCUCUAGACUUACCUCCAUCAUCUUUCGUCUGGCAACUGGCAAGCGAUACUGCGGAGCUCGAGUACCUUGUUGACAAGACCUGGCGGAAACCGGUACCAUGUACGGUCAGUUUCUGUCGACGACAGGAUGGUGGAUUAUCAUUACGAGCAACACUAAAGACCGAUAAAGGUGGAUCCGUCUAUCAGCAUCUCCCUCCCCAAAACAGUCCAAUACCUCUAGCGAUGCAUGGUGUCGUUCGCAACCAACCUAAGACCUACAUAACUUUUCCACAAGGUCCUCGUGGAACCUACAGACCACCUUCAAUCAAGGAUAUGAAGCUAACGUUUUCGACUACUGAAGACUGCAAGCUACUACAAAAGGAAAUGUAUCACAAUCAGGAGCUCGUAUACUCUCGUAACGUUCGCUUAGUCGAGUCAAACAAGCAGGUAGAGGAGUGCCGCAACACUAGCGUCAGACUCUUUCGGGACGGACCGUAUCUGACUCUGCUUUUGUAUACGAACAGAAGAGACAAGCCCAUUUGGAUUGAAGAAUAUCACGUCGCUUUCGAGCGGUUAUCGUCUUCGACAUUGAGAAAAUCCUCGAGUAAAGAUGUCAAGUUGGUGUUCAGCAAGAAUGCGGCAGAGCACGCAGGGGGCAAACUACUUCGAAGACUGAGUAGUAUGUCCUCUCAAGAGCGCCCGCAAGUACGACGAAGUCCAACUACAUCAUCUGGAGAAUCAUCGAUUACCGUAUCGAAAGGCUUCCCCAUGAACCAGCAUAAGCUUAAUUGGAUCGAGAUUCAUUUUGAUACAGCCGGAGACCGCAAUGAGUUUGUCAGAAUAUGGAACGACAAUUUCGAGGUUAUCAUUUGAGGAGGUGCGAGAGUGUGGCUCGUAUACAAUGUACUAUAUACACAUUGGGCGGUAUCGUCGUACACACGUCGCAAAAUCAGGAGCCUGGAAAGUACCUAGUCCCCACCCCCAAAGACUUCUGUCGAGAUACCGAGUGAUGAGUACGUGGGUGCAGAGCAGACAUGGACUCAUGUUUCCACGGCGCUGUAGCCUUGCUUCAGGUUCAGCUGAUAUUCCCUCUGUUCUUCGUCGAUUAAUCG
Pseudovirgaria hyperparasitica is the source of this 2808-nucleotide messenger RNA. RefSeq lists its product as uncharacterized. The transcript has 3 exons. The record is from RefSeq and is a predicted model, not a curated record. Bases 488 to 2569 code for a protein of 693 amino acids. Lineage: Eukaryota; Fungi; Ascomycota; Dothideomycetes; Acrospermales; Acrospermaceae.